Molecule: messenger RNA, 1365 nt
Organism: Oxyura jamaicensis (ruddy duck)
Lineage: Eukaryota; Metazoa; Chordata; Aves; Anseriformes; Anatidae
Gene: SPMIP4
Product: chromosome 2 C7orf31 homolog
Exons: 6
Coding region: 47-1243 (398 amino acids)
Cellular component (GO): centrosome
Source: RefSeq, a predicted model, not a curated record
UAAGCCACCAAGCAGUUUGGCUAAACCACUGUGCCUGCCGUUCCCCAUGUCUCAUCCCUACCAGACACACAUCUCUAGGUAUGCCAUGUUCCCAAACUUCAGAUCACCUGAGGAUCGAGACACUGGGAUCGAUGCAAGCAAUCAUCAGCCUUUCCACCCCAAUAUCCCUAGCAAGCCUUAUGAUGUGAUUGUCCUAAGGAAGACCAAAGGUAAUCCAUACAGGCAUGAGGUUGUCAGCAUUCCCCCUGACUCCCUGAAGAAAGCUUUGCACUGGCCGGGACAAUGCACAUACUUCCAACUUCCUAAGUUUGCUGGAGAAAAGGGUCAAAUAUACUAUCCAAAUCCACCAAAGAUGGUGGCCCCUAAUACCACUUUUAAAGAGCUAGAACAUAACCUCUCUCCAAGAACAACCAACAUGCUACGAAACGCUGAAAGGGCUCAGGGGAUCACAACAUACAGUCGGAAUUUCACAGGAAGAGGCCCUAUGAAUCCCCUUAUGCUGGAUGACUAUUACAUGAAAGCAGUUGGCAGACUAACUGGAGAACUAGGUACAGAUGUGGAACUUAAAGAAACGUUUCUGUCUAGUCUCUCACAAGUGAGACCUCUUGAAGGGCGCACUGCACGUUUACUUCAAGGCCGACGUCCCCACGAACCUAUUCUGCAAGAACAGUGCUGCUGCCAGGAGCAGGCCCAACUGCCUCGCCUGUGUUACCAGAAAGAUCAUUAUCUGGAUACACGGCGGCCAAUAAACGAAUUUCAGAAAAUCGCUGACACGUGGCGAACAGAAGCACUGUACAAGAGGCAGUUUUCAGGAAUGUCUGAACUUGAAUCCCUUCCAAAAUCUGCACAUUCCCUUUCCUGGGAAGAUUUUAAGCGCAAACAUUUGGACCAGCAUACAGUGUGGGAAAACCCAGUUAGCCUAAAUAAACCAGUCAUACCACAGGAUGUAAACAGCGAAGGAAGAAGAAUUGAAUUGCACAACCUCUGGUAUCACGAAGCAAGUCAGCCUGCAUGGAGACCAGAGGGGCGAAGAGAGACAGCACUGCCUGAAUGGAUCCCUGGCUAUGAGGUUCUUGAGCGCCAGACAACACUGCUGGAGCUGCAGGAUUCCUUCUCUAAGACAGCAGCACAAAAGCGUUUUCAUGAUUCUAUCAAUGGAGAGACAAAAGAUCUUAGAGAUAACAUUACUGAGGGAAAGAGACACAAAUUCUAUGGAUUCAAUGCUUUUUAUUUCCAUAACUGACACAUUCCCUGGUCUUUUUAAAAUACUAACAAAUAAAAAGUACUUCAAUAUAACAUGUCUAUUCUUGCGUACUGGUUAUGGCUGAGAUAAUUUAUUGUCUUCACAGUAGCUCACGUGGUGCU